Daldinia decipiens is the source of this 2217-nucleotide messenger RNA. RefSeq lists its product as uncharacterized. NCBI's taxonomy places the organism in Eukaryota, Fungi, Ascomycota, Sordariomycetes, Xylariales, Hypoxylaceae. The coding region runs from base 1 to 2217 and encodes 738 amino acids. The transcript has 2 exons. The record is from RefSeq and is a predicted model, not a curated record.
AUGGCAUCAGCUGCAGACGAGUCGGAUGAAUAUUUACAAGGCGACGACUCUGAAGAUUUUUCGGACGAGGAUGUGCGUGCUAAUAGGUGGCACGGUCCCAAGUCCACAUGGCAGCGAUUCAACCACGAGGAAAUAGAUACGUUAACAGCGCUCAAGGAGAUUCGUGAUAGGGACUUAUCAGUUCAUUUAUAUAAUGCAUUUGCGCUUAAGCAAGGGCAUAAGAAGGCGCAAGCUGGACCGGUGCCUAAUAAGGAUAUCAAUGAGGCGACCGGACAGCCAGUUCAACCCGACGACUGGCUGCCGCAACGGGCAUGGACGGCUUGGCCUAUGCGCGCAGAUAAAGUCCCACCACCGCAGGACAACGCCAGGAGUCUCAUGAAUGGUCGGGAUGAGAUAUUUACGUUGAGAAAGGCCGUUCGUGAUAUGCCAAGCACGGCCCUGGAAGAGAUCAUCGGCGGCGAGAUCUUAAAAACUGCCAAAGACAAAUUUAAUGCCAGACCCUGGGUUAAGCCGGAUGUGUCUGACGAAGAAGUAGAUUCGGACUUGCAAGAAGAUAUUGACGAUGAGGAUUCGGGUAGAGAGACGGAGGCUUCUACAUCGUCUAGACGUAAGAAAUCUAGAUCCAGGUCUAAGUCUGCUAAACUCGAGGCCGUGAGUGAUGAAAAGAUGGACGUUGACGAGAGCAAACCUGAAAUCGAUCCUCUCAGCAAGUCGGAUAAGAAACCCAGACUGAGGCCAAUAGUCUCGACAGAUGACGAUCUAUCCUACAGUCUCUUGCGCCCAUCCGUCCGGCAUAUCCUCACCAAGCUGGAUGCAACACUCACUAUUCUACAUAAUACACAAGAAUCGGCUCUAAAUUACCAGUCCGACUCAGCGGACUCAGAAGCAUCAGACGCCUCGCAUCCUAGUAGCCGAAAGCCACGAUCUAGACAGGGCUCGCAAAUCCCAAUUGAUGGAAGAAAGCGCCAAGGCAGGCCACUUGGAUCUUUAUCUCGAAGUCGAUCUCGCAGACGGUCAAAGGUGAGGGAGGUGACAGUACCGCCGACAGAAGACCUACCUCAGAAUAAGGAAGAAGGAAACCCUACUAGGAAGCCGGGCAGACCGAAGAAAGCAUAUCUUCGUCUCGAGGGCGAGACCGACCGAGAGUAUGCCAUCCGCAUCGCAAGAUUACAGAAAAAACCGAUCCCCGUAUUUUCUGAUGACUCUGACCCAAAGGCCGAUUCUGGUGCAGAAGACCCGGCGGGAGACAGCGGUAACUCCGGUGAUGGGGAAGAGACCACCACCGAGACGGGCCGCGGGAGAUUAGCACGGCGGAAGAGAAAGAUAAACAAGGACAGCCGGUCUCCUUCUCAGGCCUCAUCUGCUUCCGGAGGAAAACACCACAAUAAUCAGAGGCCCGGACAUUCGAGGACUCGUCUCGGCCUCCGAGACUGGAGGGAUGUUCUCGGCGCUGCGGCACUAGCCGGGUUCCCAGCAGACGCAGUCGACCGCGCAGCAAGACGCUGCGCCGACCUCUUCGGACAGAGCAUGACGCUGCACACCCUCGCCGAGGGCCCAGCCAUCUUACCAUCAGGCCGGAAAGCUCCCGUGGGCAGGGUAACUACAUAUGUUCCCGGAAUGCCGCGACCGCCCUUGCUAGAAGAAGAGGAAGAGAAGGAGGAGGAGGAGGAGGAGGAGCAACGGCAUACUCGUUCUACGAGCAUGGCUCCUAGCGCAAUAUCCGGAGACGAAGCCGGCCCGUCUGGGCGCCGCGCGCGCAGCCGCUCGCGAUCCCAAUCGCGGUCGCGGUCUGCGUCCGCGGCGCCGGGGCACUUUACGUGUUUGUUCGCGGACUGUCCGCGGGCUGCGGAGGGGGAAGGGUUCGUACGCCGGUAUAACAUGCUAAGACACAUGAAGCUGGUGCACGGGUACGCGCCGUCGGAAGCGGGGAGCGGAGACGAAGCUACGGCGACGGCGAUGGGGGCGGGCAUGCGGGAGGAGGUGGAUAGUGAGGAUGAGAUGCAUGGCGCUGUGCAUGUCGAUUGGUUCCUGCGCCCGGUUAAGAUUCGUCGGGGGUGGCGGACGAACGAUGUCAGUGGGGGGUCUAGGACUAGGACUAGGACUAGGAGGAGCGGGUACGGGUCACGGGGGAGGAGUCGGGGGAGAGAUAGAGAAGGGGGAAUGGGUGGUGGUGAGGACGGAGAUGGGGAUAUGAGGAUGGGUGGGAGGAGUGAUUGA